AUGGCCAACCAAAACAACGACUGGUCUCAACUCUACAACAACCAAACCUUCUUCACCACCACAACCACAACCACCACCGUCGCCGCCACGUCAGCUGAUUCGCCCGUGAGCCCCGAAAGCCGCCGUGCUUCAAAGCCAACACGUCGAAGAUCUAGAGCCUCUCGCCGUACACCCACUACGCUUCUCAACACGGACACAGCCAACUUCAGAUCCAUGGUCCAACAGUUCACCGGUGGUCCAUCCGCUGUGGCUUUUGGUUCGUCUUCCUCUGGUUUUAGCCUCACCUCGUCGGAUCCCACCGCCAGAGCUUCUUCCUUAGGCUAUCAAUACGCUAGUUUCCAGAACCAAGCCGCUCAUAACGAGAUACCUCAACAACAGAUACCGUAUACGUUUUCGUCUCCAAACCAUAUGAGUAGUCAUCUUAGCUAUCCUAACACGGUGGUCUCCGAUGGUUUUGUGGCGCCGGACGGGAGUAGAUACGGUAGAGAAGGAGGUAGAGGUUACGCUCCAUCGUCGGAGAGGAAUAACAAUACUACUUCAUGGUUGCAAUGA
This is a messenger RNA of Microthlaspi erraticum, 552 nucleotides long. The record is from the annotation of a GenBank genome assembly. NCBI's taxonomy places the organism in Eukaryota, Viridiplantae, Streptophyta, Magnoliopsida, Brassicales, Brassicaceae.